Molecule: messenger RNA, 1029 nt
Organism: Danaus chrysippus (African queen)
Lineage: Eukaryota; Metazoa; Arthropoda; Insecta; Lepidoptera; Nymphalidae
Source: the annotation of a GenBank genome assembly
AUGCAGUUGGAAAAGAGAAUAAUUUUAUAUAUUCUAUGUACAUUCGCAAGAUCUAUAUUGGAGGUUCGUACAGAAUCUUCAGACGAAAGCAAUGAUGAAAGUUUAAACUACGUGGACGAAAACGGAGUCAGCCAUGUAAUGAACUUCUCUGAAAUACCACAAGACACGACCGAGAUGUUAUUAGGCGACACAUAUUUCUACUUAUAUACAAGGCGUAAUCCAAUGAAUCCUGAGCCACUCGAAAUUCCUGAAGGAAAUUCAUUAUUGACAAGCACAUACUUUAACAAAUCAAAUGACAUAAGAGUCAUCACUCACGGUUGGAUCACCAGAGAGAAUGUAACCUGGCUACAGAAUAUGAAAAAUAGUUUCCUAAAAGAGUACGAAUUGAAUGUUAUAACCGUCGACUGGAAUGAGCUGUCCAGAAAUAUAAUUUAUCCCUUCGCCGCUUGUAGUACACGAUACGUCGGAAAAAGGGUUGCUAAGCUCCUUGACGCUUUAAUAAAAACAUUUAAUGUAAAUGGUGACAAUAUACACUUAAUCGGACACAGUUUAGGAGCUCAUGUUAUGGGUUACGCGGGCAUGUUUUGCACAGAAAAGGUUUCCCGUAUUACAGGUCUCGAUCCAGCACGGCCCUUGUUUGAAGUCCCUGACAUGAUGGACGACUUUAAAUUAGAUUAUAGUGAUGCAAAGUAUGUUGACAUAAUACACACUUGUAGCGGAGUUUACGGUUACGGGGAGAGUCACGGCCACGCAGACUUUUAUCCUAACAACGGAACGUAUCCUCAACCUGGCUGUAGUGAAAAAAAGUUCGCAGCUGCAUGCAGUCACGGCCGGGCCUAUGAAUACUUCACUGAAUCUAUCGAGUAUCAAUCUAACGUCGGUUUUAUUUCCUUUCCUUGUUCAAGCUGGGAAAAAUAUGAAAAUGGCGAAUGUACUGAAAAUCCCACUGCGAUGGGAUACCUGUCUGGGUUCGAGAGCCGAGGCGACUACUACUUACAUACAAAAAAUGAAUCCAAGUAUUCCCUAUAA